Aspergillus luchuensis is the source of this 717-nucleotide messenger RNA. RefSeq names its product phosphoribulokinase/uridine kinase family protein (gene YFH7). NCBI's taxonomy places the organism in Eukaryota, Fungi, Ascomycota, Eurotiomycetes, Eurotiales, Aspergillaceae. The record is from RefSeq and is a predicted model, not a curated record. The coding region runs from base 1 to 717 and encodes 238 amino acids. Gene Ontology annotation, molecular function: ATP hydrolysis activity; kinase activity; ATP binding. Gene Ontology annotation, cellular component: cytoplasm. The transcript has a single exon.
AUGGAAGCAGAAUACAUUCGGAUUGCAGAUGCAAUCCAGCAAGAAGCUCGCAAGAAUGACAAGAAGCGACUUCUCGUUGCUAUCGCUGGAAUACCAGGCUCUGGCAAGACCACCACAGCUUCAGCUGUCGCUCAACAACUCCGAAAGGCCGAGUCACAACCAAACAAAAUAGCCCUCAUUUCCAUGGACGGCUUCCACUUGUCGCGGGCGGCAUUGGAUGCUCUUCCUAACCGUGAAGAGGCAUACAUCCGGCGUGGUGCACCGUGGACCUUUGACGCAGUGCGUUUCGUUACGUUUGUUCAACAGCUACGACAAUGGGCAGAUUCUACUCCGUUUCCAUCAGACGGAGACUCAUCAUCUGACGCUGCUGUGUUAUAUGCACCGUCAUUUGAUCACGAGGCCAAAGACCCCGUUGAGAACGGCAUGACUGUCACAAGCGAUGCCUCGAUUAUUAUCAUCGAAGGCAAUUAUCUCCUAUUAAACGAAGAACACUGGCGUGAUGUGUCACAUUUGGUUGACUAUCGCAUAUUCGUCGAUGCAGACUUGCAAGAAGCCAGGGGAAGAGUUGCCAGACGACAUGUCAGUGCGGGGAUUGAGAAGACGCUGGAAGAUGGCUUCCGUCGUGUGGACAGUAAUGACUACUUGAAUGCGCUGCAUAUCCAGGAAAAACUGAUACGGCCGGAUAUGGUGGUUAAGAGUGUGACGGAAAUCGCAUAA